Molecule: messenger RNA, 1170 nt
Organism: Phyllostomus discolor (pale spear-nosed bat)
Lineage: Eukaryota; Metazoa; Chordata; Mammalia; Chiroptera; Phyllostomidae
Product: histone H2A type 3
Exons: 1
Coding region: 108-500 (130 amino acids)
Cellular component (GO): nucleosome
Molecular function (GO): DNA binding; protein heterodimerization activity; structural constituent of chromatin
Source: RefSeq, a predicted model, not a curated record
UCUCACCUACCUCCGGACUACAUAUAAGGGCUUGCUAGGUCUAGCAACCUCUAUUUCGGGUUUUGCUUCUCCGUUCUUCUUCUUUGUCUUGGCUCCGAUUUACGGAUAUGUCCGGCCGCGGCAAGCAGGGGGGCAAGGUGCGAGCCAAGGCCAAGUCCCGCUCUUCGCGCGCCGGGCUACAGUUUCCCGUAGGCCGUGUGCACCGCCUGCUUCGCAAAGGCAACUACUCCGAGCGCGUAGGCGCCGGCGCGCCCGUGUACCUGGCGGCGGUGCUGGAGUACCUGACUGCCGAAAUCCUGGAGCUGGCGGGCAACGCGGCCCGAGAUAACAAGAAGACGCGUAUUAUCCCGCGCCAUCUGCAGCUGGCCAUCCGAAAUGAUGAGGAGCUCAACAAGCUGCUGGGCCGCGUGACCAUCGCUCAGGGUGGCGUCCUGCCCAACAUCCAAGCCGUGCUACUGCCAAAGAAGACCGAGAGCCACCACAAGGCCAAGAGCAAGUGAAGCCGUGGAGGCAGGCAGGAACUGCCUUGCGCCCUGGGGGUCCCCUGACGCCAAAGGCUUUCUCCAGAGCCACCCAGCUUCCCGGAAAGAGCCUCACCGGGCCUCAGCGUGGUGCGCCCGGUGCUCUACUGCAGGGGGUGCUCACCUGAUGUGUGACCGCCAUGCUCUCGAAUCUUGCCACCAACCCCCUCCUGGGAUUUAAAUCUCUCUCACCCUGAAGGUACCUGUGUUAUUAUUACCAGUGUUUAGUCUCCACAGUCUCGCUCGGUCACAUUUAAACGCCAAAUACGGACUGUGUCAUUAUCCUAGAGACAACCGGGUAGAUUGGCCUGUAUGAAAAGUUUGUUAUCUUCAGAAUUUGCCAUUUCCGGUUCUGAUAAGUAAACUGGUUCCCACUUAAAAUGUAUGAGUGCUUCAGUGAGUUGAAAUGGCAGUUUUUAAGGUCCAUCAGGAUUAUGAUAGAAUUUAUUGGGCUGGGAAUUCUAAAGUCUAGAGAAGAACUUAUUUUACUACAGGUGUUUUCAGUAUUUAAAAGGCAUUUUUAAAGGUGGUGUAAAGUUCAAGGGAACUUAACAGUAACUAAAUGAAGGAAAUUAAGUUGUUAAAAUUGGGUUGUUCAAAGAACCUCUCGAAUUGUUAGUUAACAUAAUAAAAUAAUUUGUACAUUGAA